Molecule: messenger RNA, 1820 nt
Organism: Cervus elaphus (red deer)
Lineage: Eukaryota; Metazoa; Chordata; Mammalia; Artiodactyla; Cervidae
Product: melanoma-associated antigen 10-like
Exons: 3
Coding region: 802-1599 (265 amino acids)
Biological process (GO): negative regulation of transcription by RNA polymerase II
Cellular component (GO): nucleus
Source: RefSeq, a predicted model, not a curated record
CCCAGCUCCCGUGGAGUUUCAAUUUGGGGACUCUGAGGGAGGACUGAGGGGACCCUGACCCCAAUCAAAAGAGACCUCAGAGAAGCCUGUAGCUGCUGUUGGUCCUUGGCGGCCGUGGGGUAGGAUGAGCCCAACAUGCGUGGUCUCACUUCCUCACAUCCGGAUCUCAGACUGGGGACCUGGUAGGGGGGCUGACUUCCUGACAUCCGGGUCUCAGACUGGGUACCUUGCAUAUGGGGCGGGGCCUCAGGUGGUCCAAUUCCCAGGUCCGGCGGGGUGUCAGGUUGAGGACCCUGAGGAGGAGAACUAGAGGACCCUGGACCCCAAUCAGAGGACACCUCAGAGAAGCUCGUUUCUGUUGUCAGUCCAGGGCAACCGUGGGGGUUGAAUGAGCGCAGCGGGCACGGUCUGACUUCCUGACAUCCGGGUCUUGGAGAGACCGGGCCCGGGUAUAAGGGGCGGGGCUUCAGUUGGGGAGAGGCGAGAAUCCCAGGUCCUGCUCGAGGCAAGGUCCUCAGAGGGGAGGGACCAGGUCGUGCCAGCGGAAGGGUGAGCACUACAAGGGAGCCCUGAGGGGACCUCCCACCACACAACUGGGGAGACCUCACAGAGUCCACCCAUCGUAUUGUCACGGAAGGCUCAGGGCUGUGCCACAGGAUACCCCCGAGGUGCCCCCUCCCUUUCUCUCACAGGAGCUCCAGGAACCAGGAGGCGAAAGCAGAGGACUGGCACUCGUGUCCUGAGGGCAGAGAGCAGAGUCCAGGCAGUACCAGGAGUCAAGGCAUCCCGCUCGUGGUCGAGAUGAGUGAGCUGAGCAAGCCCGAGGAAGACCACCUUCAGGACCCAGGCGAGGCCCAGGGCCCGGAGGAGGCGCAGCUCUUGGGGGCUGAGGCGGGGGAGGCUGCAUCUGCCUCGGCCUCUUCCCCCAAAGUGUCCUCCUCAGCCACUGGGGAGUCCUUGUCCCAGGAAGCUCUGAAGCAGAUGAUAACUAGGCUGAUGAAGUUCCUGCUCUUCAAGUAUCGAGCCAAGCAGCUGACCUCCCAGGCGGAAAUGCUGAAGAAGGUCCUCAGGGAUAACCAGGAGUACUUUCCUGUGGUCUUCCCCCAAGCCUCGCAGAGCCUGCAGCUGGUCUGUGGCGUGGAGGUGAAGGAGGUGGACCCCAGGGAGCACACCUACGUCAUGGUCCCCAUCCUGGGCCUCACCUGUGAUGAGAUGCUGAGCAGUGGGCGGAGCAUGCCCAAAGCUGGCCUCCUGGCAGUGGUCCUCAGCCUGAUCAUGUGGGGUGGAGACCGUGCCCCUGAGGAGAAGGUCUGGGGAGCACUCAGCAAAUUGGGUAUGUCAGGGGGGAGUGUGCACUGUGUCUUUGGGGAGCCCAGGACCCUUCUGACCCACGUGUGGGUGCAGCAGGGGUACCUGGAGUACCGGCAGGUGCCUUACAGCCACCCUGCUCGCUAUGAGUUCCUGUGGGGUCCCCGGGCCUAUGCGGAGACCAACAAGCGGGAAGUCAUGGCGUUUCUGCUCAAGUUCAAACAAAUGACUUUGAGGGCCUUCCCACGGCAGUCUGCAGAGGCUGCGAGGGAGGAGGAUAAGGAGGCCUGAGCCAGAGCCGCAGCCAGGCUGAUCCUUCCCUCUGUGAUUGACGAGGGAGCGGUCAGCCUUCUCAGAAGUGAGGGCUGGGGCGGUUUGGGGAACUGGUGUAUAACAUCUUUGGGUUCCUGUUGUCUACAAUUACAAUGACAUGGAGAUUCAUCUGUUUUCCUUACAAAAUUUUCAAACUUUGAUUGUUUUCAUAGAAGGCUAAAUAAAUUUCAGUGUCUUAG